AUGGGGGUUGAGGAUGCAAGAUGGCAGCAUAUUGUUCACGAAAGAAACAAGAAAUUCUGUAAAAGUUGUAGGAAGCAGGGCCAUGAAGAGCUUGAAUGCAGGAAGAAGAAAUCAUUGGAGCAGAAGUUGGUCCCAGAUGGAAAGAAUCCUAUACCAGAAUUAGUAGAGGGAGAAAAGGAAACUUUGAUCAAGAAAAAAGGAAAACAAGUUCUAAUGGCGGAGAAGGAGGGGAGGCAGAUUCUGUCGUUGGGCAGUGGAUUUAGGAAACAUUUGGAUAUUAAUGGAGUCCAAAAGGGUAUACAGUUCAAAGAAGUAUGGAAACCACAAUAUAAGAGGAAAGACACAGCUGAAAAAGGUAAGGAAUUGGAGGAAGGUCUGGCCAAAUCUCUUGAAUAUCCUGCAGUAGAGAUUGUAGGGAUUACUUCCAAAGAAACCACAGUAAAUUUGGAAACUGGGGAUCCAUCGGGCAAGGAUGGGUAG
This is a messenger RNA of Ilex paraguariensis (yerba mate), 480 nucleotides long. The record is from the annotation of a GenBank genome assembly. NCBI's taxonomy places the organism in Eukaryota, Viridiplantae, Streptophyta, Magnoliopsida, Aquifoliales, Aquifoliaceae.